GCAAACCCUAUAAAUAAUAUUUGAAAUUUCUUGCUAUAAAUAUAGAUCACCAGCCAAUAAAAAUCAUUAUUAUCCAAGAAAAAAAGAGGGAAGGAUAAGAUAUAAAAUUAGGUCAAAUGAAUAACUCGAUUCGAUCAUCCUUUUUGAAAACGAUCGACGAAGAAGAAAAAGUUGAUCAGCUCAGAAGUGAUGCGGUUAUAAGAGAGAUCAGAGUUGACGGCGGCGCUCGGCCGGAAGUAACAAAAAAAGUGGUGGUGCCGCCGCCACCGAAGAAUAAGGCGGAGAUCAAGAAGAAGCCGAGUGAUGAAGAUAUAAACGACAGUGCAGAAGCGUUCAUAAGGAAAUUUAGGCAGCAGCUUGUUCUACAGAGGCUUGAGUCUAUUGAGAACUAUGAACAAAUGCUUAAAAGGGGAACUUAGAAAUUAUAUAGUUUAAGUUAUUUAAUAUUAUUUUGAUUUAUUUUUGUGUAUGUGAUAUUGUUGGAUUUGUUAUUUGUUUAUCUAAUCCUAAUUAAUUUAUGUGGUGGUUCAAUUAAUAAAAGUAAAUAAAGGGUUAGUCCAUUUUUUGUUGGAUUGUUAGCUUAUUAAAAA
Molecule: messenger RNA, 590 nt
Organism: Erythranthe guttata (spotted monkey flower)
Lineage: Eukaryota; Viridiplantae; Streptophyta; Magnoliopsida; Lamiales; Phrymaceae
Source: RefSeq, a predicted model, not a curated record